Molecule: messenger RNA, 1575 nt
Organism: Exophiala bonariae
Lineage: Eukaryota; Fungi; Ascomycota; Eurotiomycetes; Chaetothyriales; Herpotrichiellaceae
Exons: 9
Coding region: 1-1575 (524 amino acids)
Biological process (GO): carbohydrate transport; transmembrane transport
Cellular component (GO): membrane
Molecular function (GO): carbohydrate:proton symporter activity
Source: RefSeq, a predicted model, not a curated record
AUGGGGAAGCUCAUACCCAACAAAUUCAUUCUUGGAGUUGUCAUAUUUGUGGCACUAGGAUCAUGCUCAUGUGCAUACGGACUGGCCAUUAUUGGCUCAACCAUUGGACAGCCCAGCUUUUAUAAAUCGCUGAAGCUCACUCCUCAGGGUGAACCCGGGUAUAGUCGUACUGCGGCAUACAUUGGCGGCUUCAAUGGUACCUUCUCAGAUGCGCAAGAUCCUCCUGAUGGCGAUGAGCUGAUAUUUCCGUCCGCAGGGAUUUCGUGCGCCGGUUCUGCGUUUGGGUCAUGUGCGGUUUCCUAUCUCGCCGACAAAUACUCUCGCAAGCAUACCAUCCAACUCGGUGCGAUAAUUCUGUCAAUCGGUGCUGCUAUCUGUGGUGGAUCGGUGGAUAAUGCUAUGUUCCUCGUUGGACGUCUUAUCAAUGGAUUUGGCAUCGGUCUUCUAGUCACCUGCAUCCCGAUGUAUCUAGCGGAAGUGUCCACCCCUGAAUGCCGUGGCUUCAUGGUCUCUAUGCAUGGCAUCAUGUUCGCACUAGGAUACACACUAUCCGCGUUCCUAGGCUUCGGAGUGUCGUUCAUCUCCACCUCAGGUUCACCCUCGAGCUUUCCAUGGCGCUUUCCAAUUGCCUUCCAAAUGCUACCAGCAUUGAUCAUGCUCGCGGGCUCAAAGUUUCUGCCUUACUCUCCACGCUGGCUUAUGAUGCAAGGCCGUGUGGAUGAAGCGCACGACGUCAUUAAACGUCUUCACCAAAGCAAAGAUGAUACCCAUGCUACUCUUGCUCGCCAGGAGUUUUAUCAGAUCAAGAAGCAGGUCGAGCUUGACCGUGAAAUGAUAGCUUCCAGCUCAAGCUUCGAGAUAUUCAAGACAGCACCUAACCGACGACGGCUCUUUGUGGGCUGCACUUUAAUGUUUCUUAAUGUUUGGACGGGCAGUGGACUCAUCGCGAACUACGGAGUCAUUCUAUAUACUCAACUUGGCAUGACUGGAUAUAUGCCAUUGCUGUUGACCUCCCUUUGGGUACUGGUGACAUUCCCGGGCAAUACCUUCUGUGCUUUCUACGUCGAAAAAUUUGGUCGCAGGAGGUUCUUGCUCAUCGGCUUGAGUGGCAUCCUCAUCUGUCUGGUCUGUGAAGCUGCAAUACAAGCCAAGUACAUUGGUACCAGUAAUCAUGUCGCUUUAGGGUUUGGGGUGUUCUUCAUAUUCCUAUUCAUUUGUCCCUUUUGGAGUACCUUCAUGGAUGCCACCCAAUUCGUCUACAUUUCCGAGAUUUUCCCUACUCACAUCCGCAGUCAAGGCAUGGGACUUUCGAUGUUUGCUCUAUUUGCCAGCAGUACAAUCGCUCUCUGUGCUGGUCCUACUGCACUCAACGAGGAUAUCAAUGCGUUAUUCGGCGAAAAGGUCGCAAUUCAUAUGUACGGUGCUACUGAGGCAGAGAAAGAAGAAUUUGAACAGGCUGUGCUGCGAGACGAGCAGGGAGACUUUCACAUGGUAACAGGAGAAUCUACCGACAUCGACGACUCAAAAAAUGCUGCGGAGCGAGUUGAGCACCUUGUCCAAGAUGAAACUGUGUGA